Glycine soja is the source of this 1159-nucleotide messenger RNA. RefSeq lists its product as uncharacterized. Lineage: Eukaryota; Viridiplantae; Streptophyta; Magnoliopsida; Fabales; Fabaceae. Bases 485 to 913 code for a protein of 142 amino acids. The record is from RefSeq and is a predicted model, not a curated record. The transcript is spliced from 4 exons.
ACACUCCUCAAACACGCAUGUAUGUUACGCAACGUGCUUCUACACUCACCAGCGUAGCAUAAACGCAGGCUCUGGAAGACACGUGGUCCGUCUCGUUCACUCGGUUACCCAGCUUUACUUUCGUUUUCGCAUAAAUAAACCGCAGCGACUCCAUAAUCAGCGUUUCGUCAUUCUUCUCUCCUCUCAUAUCUUCAUUUUCUUUCAGAAUCCAGAAUGCAAACUGAACCUUUCUAGUGACUUUAGCAUGGAGCUUGUUACUUGUAGGAACUGGCUAAACAAUCGUCUACAAUAUUUGGAUGAAUGAUAGUGAGAUAAUUCAGUCUCCCAGCAAGUUUACAAUCGUCUGCAAUAUUUCCCUGCCCUCUGGGUUUGGUAAGGAUUUGAGAAGAUUUUGUGGAACCUGGAGGAUUCGGCCCUACAGGGACAGUUAAUGAACCUACAUAGGAAUACAACGUGAAUCUAUUAAUACAAGGUUUUAUCUUCAAUGGAGAACAAACCAGAUAAAAUGCUUCAUGAUAAUGAGGAGUGCAUUGACUGCACAUCAACUAACACCAAUCAUCCAGAGAUUGGUGUGGGCAAAGGUGUUUUGAAGAAUUUUACAAGAUCUUCGGGGAAUGUUGCAGAGACAAAGAUAGCAGCUGAUUGGAAAGGUGGAGAAAAUUGCCCAAAGGGUACACGUCCUGAGGAAAUUGAUGCAUCUGGGGAUGUAAACAUGGAGGCAUCAAUAACACCUGAUGAUGUUAUUCGGGCUGGAGGAUUUGGUGCCAGGGAUGAUAUCAGUAGCUUUCUUCCUGUUGCAAGUGAUUCUACCGACUUCGAAGCUUCAAUCCGAGAUGCACGAGAUUAUGAAGAACCACAGGGUCAAGUAAGCAGGCCCGGCCUUGGUUGGACUGGUGCUACUAAGGGGGAAUGAAUGUUGCUGUUAUCUCCAGUAUUAGCAACUUUUGUUUUUAGCUGGGAGGACCAUGUGUUUGUGGCUAAUAUUUUUUAAAAUCAAAGUCAUAUAUGAUGCUAAAGAAAAUUUUGUUAGUAAUAUCACUAAAUGAUUUACUUGUAUAAAUAGUUGAUCCGUUGCCUAGUGUUUGGUUUGUCUUUGUUAAGUGGGAUGUCAUAUGUAAAAAUUUCGUUUCCUGAGAACUCAUCCUUGAAUUUUUUUAAC